AUGGGCCGUGAAGGUUUUGCAUCUAAGACUCGAAUCUCCAGCUCGCAAGCCGUGAUCAUCGACAAUGGCUCUGGAAUGUGCAAAUCCGGGAUUUCUGGAGAAAUUAGCCCACGGCACGUCAUGGCCACCGUCCUCGGUUGCCCCAGAAGCAAGUUGCCUGUUUCCAAGGCUAAGCAGAAAGAAUGCUACGUGGGAUUUGAAGCCCAGCAUAGACAAGAUGUCCUCUCGUUGACGUACCCCAUGGAAGCGGGCGUUAUCACUUCCUGGGAUGAGAUGGAGACCAUCUGGAAGUAUAUCUAUGACAAAGGGUUGGGGGUGAAGGCGUUUGAGAGACCUCUGCUGAUGACAGAAUCUCCCCUGAAUCCAAAAGAGGACCGAGCCAAGCUCACCCAGUUGAUGUUUGAAUAUUUUAAGGUCCCGGCUUUCUACCUCUCCAUCCAGGCCAUCCUCUCCCUCUACGCUUCCGCCCGUUACAUGGGGAUGGUCAUCGAUUGUGGGUUUGGAGUCAGCCAUGCCGUCCCGGUGUACGAGGGAUACUGUCUGCCCCACGCGGUCACCCAGCUGGGCCUCGGGGGCCGUGACAUCACGCACUUCCUGAGGGAACUUCUUCUGGAAAACAGGCAAUAUUUCUGGAACUUCCCGGAAGCCAACACCGUGGUGGAAGACAUCAAGGUCAAGUUGUGUUUUGUGACUCUCGACGCCCGCCACCGAGAAAGCAAGUCCUCCGAAGAGCUCCCCAAGGAAUACAAGCUACCUGACGGCAACAGGGUCAAAAUUGGGGACCCCCUUUACCUGGCUCCGGAGAUCCUUUUCACCCCGAGCAACAUCAACCACAAGGGUCAAGGCCUCCACAAGCUUGUGGCCCACAGCGUCAGGAAAUGUGACCCCACGCUCCGUAACGUGCUCUAUUCCAACGUACUGAUUUCAGGAGGGUCCUCCCUCUUUCCAGGAUUAGACGAACGGAUGUUCAAAGGCUUGGAAGGGGAAGCCCCCCAGGGGGUCCCCAUUAAGGUCAUUGCUCCGCCAGACCGAUGGUUCUCGGCCUGGAUCGGGGCCUCCAUCAUCACGUCCUUGAGCACCUUCAAGCAGAUGUGGGUGACUGCUGCCGACUACCGGGAAUACGGGCCGAAUAUUGUCCACCGACGGUGCUAUUGA
Messenger RNA from Protobothrops mucrosquamatus (brown spotted pit viper), 1155 nucleotides. Its product is annotated as actin-related protein T2-like. NCBI's taxonomy places the organism in Eukaryota, Metazoa, Chordata, Lepidosauria, Squamata, Viperidae. The coding region runs from base 1 to 1155 and encodes 384 amino acids. The transcript has a single exon. The record is from RefSeq and is a predicted model, not a curated record.